Molecule: messenger RNA, 1722 nt
Organism: Alternaria incomplexa
Lineage: Eukaryota; Fungi; Ascomycota; Dothideomycetes; Pleosporales; Pleosporaceae
Exons: 1
Coding region: 1-1722 (573 amino acids)
Biological process (GO): glucosylceramide biosynthetic process
Cellular component (GO): membrane
Molecular function (GO): ceramide glucosyltransferase activity
Source: RefSeq, a predicted model, not a curated record
AUGCUUCGCGCGCCCAAUUUCGCGACGGGACAAGAUGUCUCCAUGUCGCGCACCAUCAUUGCGACCGGCUGCUUGAUUUGGUGGGUGAUAGUUUGGAGUGUCUGUGCCAUCGGCUUCGUCCAACUAUUCCGCUACUAUUGGAGGAGACCCCAGCAGGCAACAUGCGUAACGACAUUAGAUGAGAACGAAGUCCCUCAAGUCACCGUUAUACGGCCGGUCAAAGGCCUUGAUCCGCGAUUGUACGAGUGUCUUGCAGCCACCCUCCGCCAGACGUAUCCCAAAGACAAACUGAACACCGUGUUCUGCAUUCCCGAGCGUUCCGAUCCUGCCUUCCCGAUCCUCGAGCACCUAUGCAAAGAUUUCCCGGAUGCCGACGUACACAUCUUAGUCGAGGAGGAGGAUCCGCUGCUACUGAAGGAUAACAACGCGCUGGGGCCCAAUCCGAAGAUUAGGAACAUGAGUCGCGCCUACAGGGAGGCCAAGGGCGACAUCGUAUGGGUACUUGACUGCAACGUCUGGGUCGGCAAGGGCGUUUGCGGGCGAUUGGUGGACCUGCUAUGUGGAUUUGGAAAGGACAAGCAUGGCAACAAGAAGACAAAGUACAAGUUCGUUCACCAGACGCCUCUUACGGUAGAUCUCGACUCGCAAGGUCUCUCGCUUCAGGACAGGAAGGAAUUGCUCGGAGGCAAGCCUGGUGCUGUAGCUGAGUCGACUAGCAUCGCGGCAAGCACGUCUUCCGAUCCGCGCAAUCACUCCAGCAGCACUAUCAGGAAGCUGCUGCAGCGCGGCGGAGGACGUCUCGACGAAGCUUUUAUGUCUUCUGCCCAUGCCAAAUUCUACCAAGCCAUCAAUACAGUCGCUGUGGCACCUUGCAUCAUGGGCAAGAGUACCAUGUUCCGUCGCUCCCACCUCAACUACGUCACCUCAUCGAAUCCAGACCGCGCUCCCGGCAUCGACUUCUUCUCCGACAACAUCUGCGAGGAUCAUCUCAUUGGCGAUGUGUUAUGGAAGCAACCUCAAGCUUUCGAGGAACGAGGCUACAAACCCGAGCCAGGGACGGCAAAAGAGGCUUGGGGCAAGCAUGCAAUGCUCUUCGGUGACUUUUGCUUUCAGCCAAUCAGCCAUACGUCUGUUAUGGCCUACCUGCAACGUCGCAUUCGAUGGUUACGAGUACGGAAGUUCACGGUGACUUUGGCGACGUUUGUGGAGCCAGGUACAGAAAGUAUCGUUUGUGGGCUGUAUGGCGCCUAUGCUCUAACGACACUACCCUUCUUCCACAGAAUCGGCAUCAGCCCAGCAUGGACCUCUUUCUUCCUGAUCUGGCUUCUACACCUAUCCGCAUGGUGCCUUGUAGACUAUGUCCAGUAUCUGCUGCUGCACUGCGCGAAGACCGUCGAGAUUGAUUCCGACACCCCUGACUUCAUCCUGCCUCAACGAUCAGCCUCUGCGUACCACCGUACCGAGGUUCUAGAACCUCUGCUUGGCAACAAAACACCAGGUGAACCUAGUCUACUUGAUGGCGCGAGGAGAAACUUCAUAGACUUCUUAUUUGCGUGGCUCGGCCGCGAGAUUUUCGCAUUACCAGUCUGGGUCACCGCCUUCUGGGGAGGUGUUACAGUAGAGUGGCGAGGCAGGAAGUUCUGGGUGGGAUUAGAUAUGAAGGUCCACGAGAUCUUGCCACAAGAGAAGGAAGUCAAGAAUGAUCAACACAAGAAACGUUAG